Messenger RNA from Hypanus sabinus (Atlantic stingray), 6577 nucleotides. It is a transcript of the gene col4a5, whose product is annotated as collagen, type IV, alpha 5 (Alport syndrome). The record is from RefSeq and is a predicted model, not a curated record. NCBI's taxonomy places the organism in Eukaryota, Metazoa, Chordata, Chondrichthyes, Myliobatiformes, Dasyatidae. The coding region runs from base 307 to 5340 and encodes 1677 amino acids. Gene Ontology annotation, cellular component: collagen trimer; basement membrane. The transcript has 52 exons. Gene Ontology annotation, molecular function: extracellular matrix structural constituent.
ACCUCGAACGCAUCAUUUUUUUUUGCGUGAUUGCCGAAGAAUUCUGGAGACAGAGAGCGUGCCGGGCUGCUUAGAGAGAGGACAGAGAGAGAAAUUUUGUGAAAGAGAGAGGUAGAUUGAGAGGGGGGAGAGAGAGAGAGAGAGGAAGCAGAUAAAUGUAGCACACUCACUGAGUUUCUCACAGGCUCCUUUGAUUUUAUUCUCUCUCGCGCUCUAAACAGCUUUAUUCUUUUUCCCCGUUUCCAAAUAGAACAUGCGUGGAUGUGCAGUUAGUCAGUUGAUCAGUCUCUUGUCGAGAGCCAGAAAAUGAAGUUUGGAAAAUAUUUUACCUUUCCUGCUCUAAUCUUGUCGCUAUCGUUGCUAACAACUUGGGUGACGAACUCUGAGGCGGCGGCUUGUCAUGGGUGCAAAUCGAUAUCCAAUUGUGACUGCAGCAGUGUGAAAGGUGAAAAGGGUGCGAGAGGCCUGCCUGGACUAGAAGGUCAUAUAGGCUUGCCUGGUUUCCCAGGUCCUGAAGGGCCGCCUGGAGCAAGAGGGAUAAAGGGUGAGACUGGACCACCUGGGUUUCCAGGCCCAAAAGGAAUACGAGGCCCCCCUGGCAUUCCAGGCUUCCCCGGGACCCCUGGUGUUCCAGGUCUGCCAGGUCAUGAUGGCCCUAUAGGCCCACCAGGUAUACCAGGCUGCAACGGAACAAAGGGAGAGAUUGGCUACCCAGGAAGAUCUGGCCUCCCAGGCUCACAGGGGCCUCCGGGUCCUCCUGGGAUUCCAGGAAGCAAGGGUGACCCUGGCGAGGUGAUAAUACCACCAUUUUCAAAUCAAAAAGGAGACCCAGGACCACCUGGCCUGCCAGGAUUACCAGGACCCCAAGGUAUAGCGGGAGCACAAGGCCUACCAGGUUCAACAGGACCAGCAGGUCAACCGGGUCUCCCGGGUCCUCCUGGUCUCCCUGGACAGAAGGGGAACAUGGGUUUGAAUUUCCAAGGACCCAAAGGGGAAAAGGGUGACCCAGGGCUCCAGGGUCCUCCCGGCCCUCCAGGACAGUUGGAGCAGCUGAAUUCUCCUGGGGUGGAUUUCCAGAAAGGAGACAAGGGCGACAUUGGUCCACCUGGUGAACCUGGAGAGAGGGGCUUCCCUGGCCCUCCUGGUCCCCCUGGGUAUAGUGCCAAAGGUCAGAAGGGUGAGCCAGGAGAACCGGGAAAGAGGGGAAAACCUGGUAAAGAUGGAGAACCAGGCAAUCCAGGAUUUGAUGGUCUCCCAGGAAAUCCAGGCUUGCCCGGACCACCAGGCAGAGAUGGACAGAAGGGUCAGAAAGGUACCGCUGGUUUCCCUGGUCCACCGGGAGCUGUUAUUUCAAGACCAGGUGAUACCAUUGGACAGAAAGGUGACCCAGGUCCCGCUGGCUCCCUUGGUCUAACUGGAGAUCGAGGCCCUCCGGGACCUGCAGGUUUACCAGGUCCACCAGGUCCUCCAGGUCAGUCCAGCGUGGGACCACCAGGCACCCCUGGUUUUCCAGGUGAAAGGGGUCAGAAAGGUGAUCAAGGCCCACCUGGAUAUGCAAUUCCAGGGCCACCAGGACAACCUGGUCCGCCAGGCCCCCGUGGUCCUCCAGGACUCCCUGGUUAUUCCGAAGGCGCUCCAGAUUUAUCCGGAAUACGUUGCCAGCCAGGAUUGGAAGGCUUACCGGGCUUGCCAGGGCCACCAGGUUUUCCUGGAGAAACUGGACUAAAAGGGGAUAAGGGAGAUACUUGUAUUCAUUGCGUACAUACUGGUAAUGGUAUUCCUGGUUUACCAGGACCUCCUGGACCGCCCGGUCAUCCAGGUCCACCAGGACAGAAUGGAAAUAAAGGAGACAAAGGAUCAAAAGGUCUAAUUGGAGUAGCGGGACCACCUGGACCACCAGGCAUUCCAGGUAAUCCAGGAUCCCCUGGUCCUAAAGGUGAUAGAGGCGAUGGUUUUGGUUUUCCGGGUCCUAAAGGUGAUCCAGGAAAUCCUGGCUUCCCGGGGCCACCAGGAUUUCCAGGAUUAGGUGGCAAUCCAGGAAGAGAUGGAUCACCAGGUCCACCAGGUCCCAAGGGAGAAUCUGGUGGUUUGGCCUUCAAAGGAGAGAGAGGACCACCAGGCGACCCAGGUCCACUGGGAUUUCCAGGAGAAAGGGGACUGCCAGGACCACCAGGAUUUGGCUCACCUGGGUAUCCAGGCCCAAAAGGUUCACAAGGAGUUUCAGGACGUCCCGGAGCCCCUGGUAUUCCAGGUGCUAAAGGUGAACCGGGCGAAACCAUCUCUGACCCUGGUCCACCUGGUCCUCCAGGGGUUACAGGUGAACGUGGGCCAACAGGUCCUCCAGGUGACCCAGGUCUGCCCGGUCAACCUGGUUCACCAGGCCUCCAGGGACCAAAAGGUGACACGGGAGUGCCCGGUAUUGGAUUUCCUGGUCCACCUGGUCCAAAAGGAUUGUCAGGAAAUCCAGGCAUACCAGGUUCCCGGGGAAAUCCAGGAAGACCAGGCCUCGACGGGACACCAGGUCAACCGGGCCGCCCUGGGCCAAAGGGUGAUCCAGGCUUUGGACUUCCUGGACCUCCAGGUCCUCCUGGUCCAAGAGGCAGUGAUGGGAGACCGGGAUCAAAAGGUGAUGGGGGAUUCCCUGGGUUACCAGGGUUACCGGGUCAACCAGGAUUAGAUGGCACCAUUGGACCAAAAGGUGAUCCAGGCUUCUCCGGUCCCUCCGGGCCUCCCGGUCCACCAGGCCCACCUGGAAAUGGCUUUCAAGGCGCACCUGGUCCACAAGGCCCACCUGGACUGCCUGGACCACCAGGAUCACCAGGCCCGUUUGGUGAUAAGGGAGACCCUGGUCCUCCAGGUCUGGAUAUUCCUGGCCCUCCCGGAGACAAAGGAAAUCCAGGGUUACCAGGUAGUCCAGGUCUACCAGGUCCUCCGGGUCCUCCAGGUCGAUCAACAUUCGAUGGGCGCCCAGGUCCAUCAGGUCCAAAGGGUGAUAUGGGUUUGAUGGGAAAACCUGGCCCUUCAGGCCCUCCAGGUCCUGUUGGAAGCCCUGGCUUUCAAGGUCCAAAAGGAAAUGAAGGACUUCCAGGUGGUCCUGGAGGCCCAGGUAGCCCUGGAAGUAGAGGUCCUAAAGGUGAGCCUGGUUUUCCAGGACCUCCGGGACAAGUUGAACCAGGGCCAAAAGGAGAGAAGGGAUUCCCAGGAUCACCCGGACUUCCAGGUCCAAAGGGUUUUUCAGGUAUGCCUGGAGAUCCAGGAGCACCAGGACAAGCUGGUUUACCAGGCUUGCCAGGAGGUCCAGGCCCCAAAGGAGACCCUGGGUUCCCCGGGCAACCCGGAUCUCCAGGACGACCAGGACCAAAGGGAGCAAUGGGAGAAAUGGGCUUUCCAGGUCCACCAGGUCUCAAAGGCUCUCCAGGGAACUCGGGGCUUCCAGGUCAGCCUGGUGCCUCUGGGCGGCCUGGCUUUAAAGGUGAAAAGGGUGACCCCGGCAGAACAGUCAGUCCACCUCGAGGCAUUCCUGGACGGAAGGGAGACCCAGGACCUCCUGGUUUACCAGGAGGUGCUGGAAGCAAAGGAUCUCCAGGUACCCCCGGAUUUCCUGGAUUACCCGGUGCACCUGGUAUGAAAGGUGAUCCUGGUCAGCCAGGAUUCCCAGGUACUCCUGGAAUUUCUGGUCCGAAGGGAGCUGAUGGUUUACCAGGUCCUCCUGGCCUUAUUGGACUUCCUGGUCCUCCAGGUGAUGUGAGCACACCUGGGCCUCCAGGACCACCGGGAGAGAAAGGACAACCUGGCCGUGAUGGAAUUCCUGGCCCAGCUGGUGCAAAGGGAGAUCCAGGUCCUCCGGGCUUUGGAACUCCAGGUCCCCCUGGUCUUCCAGGAUUCCCAGGUGCAAAAGGUGAUCCAGGUAUUCCAGGUAUCCCAGGUGCUCCUGGAGCACCAGGUCUUAAAGGCGAUCCUGGUUUCCCAGGAAGUGCAGGUCAGCAAGGUCCACCAGGUACACCUGGACCACCAGGAAUUCCACUGGAAGGACCAAAAGGCCAGCCAGGACUUCCAGGCCAGCCGGGACGGCAAGGCCCACCAGGUCAACCUGGUAGUCCAGGUUUGAAAGGGGCAGGGAACAUCAAAGGGGAAAAGGGGGACCCUGGUCUUUCAGGGGCUCCAGGAUAUCCCGGACCUAAAGGAGAAAGUGGAUUACCAGGAAGACCAGGUAACCCAGGACCACCGGGCUUCAAUGGACCAAAAGGAGACCCAGGUUUUCCAGGUCCUCCAGGAUUCCCAGGGGCAAAAGGAUCUCCUGGACCUCCAGGUCUUAAGGGGUCUCCAGGUGAAACAGGACUGCCUGGUGAACCAGGUCCACGUGGUCCACCUGGACCAUUUCUAUCACUGCCACCUUUGAAAGGAGAACCGGGUUUACCAGGACAACCGGGCUCAUCUGGUCUUAAAGGAGCACCAGGCAUAGCUGGCUCACCAGGACCUCCAGGCCCUUUGGGACCCCCUGGAGACCCAGGGCAGGAUGGACUUCCUGGAUUUAACGGACCAAUUGGGCCAAAAGGAAGUCCAGGCCCUUCAGGUGAAUCAGGUGACAGAGGUUACCCUGGGCCUCCUGGCCCUGAUGGUCCUCCUGGGUCACCAGGCCUUCCAGGUGGUUUGGCAGCUCAUGGAUUCCUCAUUACCCGACACAGUCAGUCAACUGAGGUGCCACGUUGCCCUCCUGGAACGACUGUCAUCUACAACGGCUUCUCCCUGCUCUACGUACAAGGGAACGAGAGAGCACAUGGACAAGAUUUAGGAACGGCUGGGAGCUGUCUGCGGCGCUUCAGCACGAUGCCAUUUAUGUUCUGUAACGUCAAUAACGUGUGUAAUUUCGCCUCAAGGAAUGACUACUCCUACUGGCUCUCAACACCUCAGCCAAUGCCAAUGAGCAUGGCCCCAGUGAACGGAGAGAACAUUCGACCCUUCAUCAGCAGGUGCUCUGUGUGUGAGGCCCCAGCAAUGGUGAUAGCUAUCCACAGUCAGACCAUUCAGAUCCCAGUAUGUCCAAAUGGCUGGAUGUCACUGUGGAUUGGAUACUCCUUUAUGAUGCACACAAGUGCCGGUGCUGAAGGAUCUGGACAAGCUUUAGCAUCUCCUGGUUCCUGUCUGGAGGAGUUCCGAUCCGCACCAUUCAUUGAAUGCCAUGGCCGGGGAACUUGCAAUUAUUAUGCCAACUCAUACAGUUUCUGGCUGGCCACAGUUGAGCCAUCAGAGAUGUUCAGUAAGCCACAGUCUGAGACGCUGAAAGCAGGAGAGCUCCGAACGCGUGUGAGCCGUUGUCAAGUGUGUAUGAAGAGGACGUAAUGCAUUGGCUCCCGGCAGUGAGGCGUCAGCCAAGACCAAGUGAGAAGAAGAAAAACAGCUCAAUAAAUAAAAAAAAACUGUGGGGCGCUUUGUCUUCCAUUUACAAUGGUGCUAUUGUGGAAAGCAAAAACAAACAGAAAAACAAAAAAAAAGAAGACUGUUCACACAUAAUAAUUGUACGUACCUCAUGUAAAGAGCAUUCAGUGCAUUUCUGAAAAGAGUGAACGAGCAACUGAGCGUUGUGGAACAAGAAAUCGUGGUGCCUCCAAGUUCUUCUGUUUCAGGGUGAUCUCCAUAUGGCACUUUCUGUCAAGAUAUGAGUAAUGGACUGAAACAUAACAAUGAGAUUGCAUACAUCUUUUUAUUUUUGUUUGUUUGUUUUUGAAGUAUUUCCAUGGUGCUACUAACCAACUACUGCAUCCCAGGUUCUUAAAUAUUAAUGAUUAAUCAUCAGCAGGUUACUUCCUUGGUGUUUUUAUGUAAGUACUGAAAAUGUGUAUAUGAUGUAUCCAGGCUUUUCAUCACUUGAAGAAUCUCACCAUUACAUUUGCCAACCAAUAGUAUCAAUUUUGCUUCACAUAUCACUGGCUCAGUUAGCAUUUUUACCAAUUUUUUUGUUAAAAGUAGCAGAAUUGUGAAAAAAAAACAAUAUUUUAUACUAUUGGAAUCACUUUAUGGGAUUUCCCACAUUACUACCAAACUACUGAUUUUUGUUUUUUGGUUUUUACAGAUAAUUUGAAAAUAUUCCCUUCCCCAGCCCAGUUCAACCCUCAAAAUUUAUAAACCUUUUUGAUUAUUAAAAGAAUUUUCUGAUAUUGUAAAAAGUUGUAGUUAUUGUUUUGAUCAGGGGUUUUUAAUAUGCACAAAAUAUAAACCAUGCUUCAUAAUUCCAGCUUUCCGAAGGGGCCUCUAAUGUUAAAUAUACCUAUCUUUUUGUAUUGUCUGAAGGUAUGUAAAAUGAUUAGUUAUAAGAAAUACUUGUGAAGAGAGAUCAAACUGUUUAUAAACUAUUUUCUAUCAAUUCAGUUCCUCCAUCACUAUUCUAAUUUUCGUCUUUCCUUCUUUGCUGUUAUCACAGCAAACACAGAGGUUACCAAAAUUUCAUAUAUUUCACUUCCAAAAAGAUAUCUCUCUCCAAAAGUGUUCCUUCUUGUAUAUUAUCCAGGACAGCUGCAAACAACUUAACAUUAAAAAAGCAAAAAAAAAUUGAAAUAAAGGAACCACUGACUUAAAGAUA